This is a messenger RNA of Corylus avellana, 996 nucleotides long. RefSeq names its product large ribosomal subunit protein eL13z. Gene Ontology annotation, cellular component: cytosolic large ribosomal subunit; ribosome. Lineage: Eukaryota; Viridiplantae; Streptophyta; Magnoliopsida; Fagales; Betulaceae. The record is from RefSeq and is a predicted model, not a curated record. Gene Ontology annotation, molecular function: RNA binding; structural constituent of ribosome. Gene Ontology annotation, biological process: translation.
CCUUCACACAUAUAAACCCAUGAAACCCUAAACAAAGCUUCUUGCGCCAGAGCUAGAGAGAGACACACACAAAAGGUUCAGCUCCAUUUCGUCGGCGGCGCUGCAAGGUAAGAAAUGGUUAAGCACAACAAUGUUAUCCCUAAUGGGCACUUCAAGAAACACUGGCAGAAUUAUGUAAAGACAUGGUUUAAUCAACCAGCCCGGAAAACCAGAAGAAGAAAUGCUCGCCAGAAGAAGGCCGUCAAAAUUUUCCCCCGCCCAACUGCUGGACCUCUUCGUCCCAUUGUACAUGGGCAAACAUUGAAGUAUAACAUGAAAGUGAGGGCUGGAAGGGGAUUUUCUCUAGAAGAGUUGAAGGCUGCCAACGUUCCCAAGAAACUUGCACCAACUAUUGGGAUAGCAGUUGAUCAUCGGAGGAGGAAUCGUUCUCUGGAAACUCUUCAGGCUAAUGUGCAGAGGCUGAAGACGUACAAGGCCAAGUUGGUUGUCUUCCCAAGGCGUGCUCGCAAAUUUAAGGCUGGUGAUUCUGCUCCUGAGGAACUUGCAACUGCCACCCAGGUCCAAGGCCCAUACUUGCCAAUUGUACGUGAGAAGCCAUCUGUGGAGCUUGUGAAGGUCACUGAAGAGAUGAAAUCAUUCAGGGCAUAUGACAAACUCCGCAUUGAGCGGACAAACCAGCGCCAUGUUGGUGCCAGGAUGAAGAAAGCAGCGGAGGCUGAGAAGGAAGAGAAGAAGUAGUUGGUCCAUAAAGCAGCCUUCUUUACUUCUAAUGUUGAGAGGCUUUUUGCAUUUUGUCCUGGACUUGUUAAAACUGAAUCCUAGCUUUUCUAAAGUCUUUGAAUUUAUGAAUUUUCAUGGCAUGGUUAUGUUGACCUCUAUUCGGUUUUGUUUUGACUAUGCUUCCUUUCAUAGGAGUAUACUUUGGUGCUGCACUAUUUAGAAUUUUGUGAGAUUUAGAAUUUUUUUUUAUAUCGAUAUAAUCUUUCAGUGCUUUCA